UGGAGGGGGGAGGAGUUCUCUGUCUUGAUUGGCAACAGUGUAUAGCUGUGGCCAAGGUCUGGCGAUUGCUGGCAUACCACAUAUCACUCAGUUGACGGCCCACAGGGCAUAAUAACGGGACCCCUUCACUUCGUUCGUUAGUCGGGUGUAGCAUCGAAAAGGAGAAGGGUGCUGUAUAGAUUGAAGGAAGAAUCCUUGCUACUGUUCAGUAACUGGUGUGCGUGAUGAUGGCUGACAAGACAACUCCGAAAGUGGUAGUUGUAGGAUCCUGCAUGACAGAUCUUAUCAGCUACACACCACGCCUGCCUCAGCCUGGAGAAACCUUGCAUGGGCACAAGUUUUCAGUGGGAUUUGGAGGGAAAGGUGCCAACCAGUGUGUGGCAGCAACAAGACUUGGAGCAAAUGCAGCUAUGGUUGCCAUGGUUGGGGAUGACUUAUUUGGCCAGAACUACUUGGAAAACCUCAAGAGCAAUAAUGUGGACAUAUCCUUUGUUGGAGUGAGCAAGGAGGCAGCAACAGGUGUAGCCCCCAUUGUUGUUGAUGAUGCAGGGGAGAACUGCAUCAUAAUUGUUGCGGGAGCAAAUCUGAAGUUGACCUCCUUUGAUGUGGAGCGAGUUGAGGAUGUCAUCAAGGAUGCCUCAGUGUUGGUGUGUCAAGGGGAGAUCACCCCAGCAGCAACCCUCACCGCACUCAAGCUGGCACGCAGUCACAAGGUAAAAACCUUGAUGAAUGCAGCACCAGCAGAUCCUUUUCUGGAUGCAGCCAUUAUAGAACAUUCAGAUAUUUUUUGUGUUAAUGAAAGUGAGGCAGAAGUAUUGACAAAGGUAAAGGUGAAGACAAAGAAGGAUGUUGAGCAGGCUGCCGAGUCUCUGUUACAGCAAGGGUGUAAGAGUGUGAUCAUUACUCUGGGAGGAGAUGGGGCUGUGUACUCCAGUGCUGAAGGGCACACACAUAUUGCAGCUGAGAAAGUUGCUCCUGUGGACACUACGGGUGCAGGUGAUGCCUUUGUGGGAGCCCUGGCAUACUACUUAGCCUAUCACUCCCACCUAGUCAUGGGUGAGAUGCUUCAGAGAUCCUGCCAAGUAGCCACAGCAUCAGUACUCACUCCUGGCACACAAACCAGCUACCCCACCAGAGACCAACUACCAAGCCAUUUGUUUAGCUAAGACAUUGAUGGGUCAUGAUAGGUAGGGUAUGUAGAUUAGAAAUGAAACAUUUUGUUAAUUGUUUUUAUUAUUCAUACAGAUAACAGAAAGUUUGAAAGUAUGUUUAAGGGUAAGCACCUUUGUAGUGCAUGGUAUGGUGUGCCUGAUUACGAAUCCAUGAGCUCUUGCUAUAAUCCAGGCUGGGACACAAGACACAAUUUACCCAGCUGUUCAUUUUUCCUUUGGUGCCUUGGGAAACCUGGUGAAGGUAAACUGUGCAAACCCAGAUGUCACAGUAGCUCACCUUCCUAGGGUGUGGCAUAUCACUAACCAGUCUCAAAGACCAAUGAGAUGGGGAUGAGUGCCAAGGCCAUGUGCACCUGUAGUCUUGUACCUCCUUCACCUUCACUUUGCCUUGAUAUUUUAAGGGUCAUUGAUAUUUUGGAUAACCCUGAGGCUUUUGGUUGAUAUACAUGUUGUGAUAUAUAUAUAUAUAUAUAUAUAUAUAUAUAUAUAUAUAUAUAUAUAUAUAUAUAUAUAUAUAUAUAUAUAUAUAUAUA
This is a messenger RNA of Portunus trituberculatus (swimming crab), 1705 nucleotides long. Its product is annotated as ribokinase-like. NCBI's taxonomy places the organism in Eukaryota, Metazoa, Arthropoda, Malacostraca, Decapoda, Portunidae. Gene Ontology annotation, molecular function: ribokinase activity. The coding region runs from base 225 to 1166 and encodes 313 amino acids. Gene Ontology annotation, biological process: D-ribose metabolic process. The record is from RefSeq and is a predicted model, not a curated record. The transcript has 8 exons.